AUGGCCUCCUUACGCUCCACGUCGUCUAUCUUCCGCGCCGCCCGGCCUCUUUUUCGCCCUGCAGCCUUCUCUCGCACAUAUGCCACUGUCGAAUCCCAAACCCCAGGCCCCGUAGCGGGUAAGGAUGCUACUGCACCCGCGUCCACAUCUUCUACAAUGAAGGAGCCGGCUCCAUCACAAGCAGCCAAAAUCAAGACCUUCAAGAUUUACCGAUGGGACCCCGACCAGCCUACUGAAAAGCCACGAAUGCAAACAUACACAAUUGACUUAAAUAAGACGGGGCCAAUGAUGCUUGAUGCGUUGAUUAGAAUCAAGAAUGAAGUGGAUCCGACAUUGACUUUCAGAAGAAGUUGUAGAGAGGGUAUCUGUGGCAGCUGCGCAAUGAACAUUGAUGGAGUGAAUACAUUGGCUUGCUUGUGUCGCAUUCCCACUGAUACAACCAAAGAAAGUCGGAUCUACCCAUUGCCUCAUACCUACGUCGUCAAAGAUCUUGUCCCCGAUUUGACUCAUUUUUAUAAGCAGUAUAAGUCUAUCAAACCUUAUCUACAGCGUGAAACCAAGCCUGAUGAUGGCAGGGAAAUCAGACAAUCUCCGGCUGACCGUAAGAAGCUUGACGGUCUCUAUGAAUGUAUUCUUUGCGCAUGCUGCUCGACGUCUUGCCCGUCAUACUGGUGGAAUAGCGAAGAAUACCUUGGCCCCGCUAUUCUACUUCAGUCCUACCGAUGGCUGGUUGAUUCCAGAGAUGAGAAGACUGCCGAACGUCGCGCCGCGCUUGACAACAGCAUGAGCGUGUAUCGGUGCCACACUAUUAUGAACUGCACGAGAACUUGCCCCAAGGGUUUGAACCCAGGCAAAGCUAUUGCCGAAAUCAAGAAGCAGCUUGCCUUCGCAUGA
Messenger RNA from Ophidiomyces ophidiicola, 894 nucleotides. It is a transcript of the gene SDH2, whose product is annotated as succinate dehydrogenase complex, subunit B. The transcript is spliced from 3 exons. Gene Ontology annotation, cellular component: mitochondrial membrane. Lineage: Eukaryota; Fungi; Ascomycota; Eurotiomycetes; Onygenales; Onygenaceae. The record is from RefSeq and is a predicted model, not a curated record. Bases 1 to 894 code for a protein of 297 amino acids. Gene Ontology annotation, molecular function: 2 iron, 2 sulfur cluster binding; electron transfer activity. Gene Ontology annotation, biological process: respiratory electron transport chain; tricarboxylic acid cycle; aerobic respiration.